AUGAAGACCACGCUCUUGUCCACAGAGUUUAAUUAUGAUGGAAAUUACGUAGAAUACUUUGGCUUGGAUCCUGGAAAAUCCAAGGGCGUACUCGGAAAUUUAACGAAACCGAUGACAAACAUUUUCAUGGACAUUCGAGUCGUCAACGAGGUGAUGCAGCGGGUCGUCUAUAAGAUAGAUAACUUCGACGGAUGUGCAUUUCUAAACAAUCGCGUGAUCUCUCGGAUAUUCUCCCGCUGGUACGAUGCUAUCGUGGGCAACACCACGCACAUCAAGUGUCCCGUUCGGCCGGGAAUCUACUACCUCGAAAACGGGGCUACUACGGGUUUGGUGUCGCAGUAUCUUCCGGCUGGGACCUUUCACGUGUCUGUGCGAAUGAAACCGGUCUACGGCGGACCCUUUGCAAUUGAAAUCAUCUGGCGAUAUAUGAGGAAAUAA
Molecule: messenger RNA, 438 nt
Organism: Drosophila persimilis
Lineage: Eukaryota; Metazoa; Arthropoda; Insecta; Diptera; Drosophilidae
Exons: 1
Coding region: 1-438 (145 amino acids)
Source: RefSeq, a predicted model, not a curated record